GGAGUCGAGAGUGCUGUUCAGUCUCUUUCGAAUAUUCAACACGACUGGUGGGUCGACUCCUCCGAUUCGAAAAUGUUUUCCCAACUCUUAUCUCUGAGGUUGGCUCUGGCAUUGAUCUUUUUGUUCGGUGGACAAUGGACGGCGGCCCGGCCUCAAAAUCCUUACUAUGUGGAAAACGGUGGACAAGGAUCCCAGCGUUAUCAUCAUCAUGGCCACCAUGGUCAUGGAUACGGACACGGACACGGUCCAGGACAUGGCUCACCCAACUUUGGUGGUCCUCUAUCGUAUAAUCCCUAUAAUGUACAAUCUGGUGGCCCAUUUCGAGGAGGACAUCAACCUGGUGGUCAUUUUGGAGGCCAGGACUUCCCCCAACCUGGUGGUGGAGAUUAUAACAGAGGACAAUCGGGAUUCCGCCAGCCGGGAGGGAAUUUCAACAGGGGUCAGCCCGGAUUUCCACAACCAGGAGGAGAUUAUAACAGGGGCCAGCCCGGUUUUCCACAAUUAGGAGGAGAUUUCAACAGGGGCCAGCCCGGUUUUCGACAACCAGGAGGAGAUUUUGACAGGGGACAACUUGGAUUUCAGCAACCUGGUGGAAAGGUGCCAGGUUCACAACAAUCAGAUAGCGAUGAGCAGUUACCCACUUAUUUCGGCGGAUUCCAGCAGCCAGGUAGCGGCGGGAAUACCCUACAGCCUCGACCUGGACAAAACUCUGGUGGAUUCCAACAGCCUGGCCGAAACCAAGGUGGUUUCCAACAGCCAAGGCAAGACCAAGGUGGAUUCCAACAGCCUGGCCUAAGCCAAGGAGGUUUCCAACAGCCGGGUCAAAAUACAGGUGGAUUCCAACAGCCAGGCCGAAACCAAGGUGGCUUCCAACAGCCAAGGCAAGACCAAGGUGGAUUCCAACAGCCUGGCCUAAGCCAAGGAGGUUUCCAACAGCCUGGUCAAAACCAAGGUGGUUUCCAGCAGCCAAGCAAAAAUCAGGGACAAAACCCAGGAACCCCUACAAAUACCAUCCAACCUCGCCCCAACAGUGAAGAUGAGGACUUCUACUCAGGGUUUAAUUUCCAGUCUCCCAAGACCUUGCAGCCAAGACCUGGUCAGGAUGCGGAGAUCGGAGGCACUGGUGCUCACAAUACCAUUCAACCGCUCCCUGGGCAGCAGCAAACCAUUUACCGCCAGGACUCAUCGCCCGACAAUGUGGGUCAAAACAUCAAUGACCUUUUCAACACCCAGGACUUUCUGUCGCCCGAUCUGAGCCAGACUUCGGCAGUCCACAGAGAUCCCAAGUCGGAGGCUGAGGAAGUGAAUCCCGAUUCGGUCAAUGAGCGCAAUCUGUUUGACACGGAUCCCAAGUGCUCGGAUGGCACAAAACUCAUGGCAGGUCGUUGCCGCAAGGAAGCCUAGGAAAUACCAGUAGAUAUUCCCAUCACAAAAUUAUUGUAUACAUUAAAAUGCCAUUGUGCCACAAUAAAUUCGCGAUUCUCUGUAAUCAAAACGA
Molecule: messenger RNA, 1498 nt
Organism: Drosophila gunungcola (fruit fly)
Lineage: Eukaryota; Metazoa; Arthropoda; Insecta; Diptera; Drosophilidae
Gene: Gbp2
Exons: 2
Coding region: 73-1404 (443 amino acids)
Source: RefSeq, a predicted model, not a curated record